AUGUCCUCCCCCUCCCGCUCCAACCGCUUCCAAUCCUUCACCCCCCUCCGCACCCUCCGCACCGCCUUCUCGCCCACACGCUCCCAGCGCUCGACAUCCACAAGCAGCAUCUCGACCACAUCGCCGCUAACGCGCGCCUCAUCGCCACACUCAUAUCCCUCAUCCAUCCACAGCAUCCGCGAGCUGCUCGCCGUGCGCCGCAAGCCCAGCGCAUGCGAGUUCGAAAUGGACGAGGAGCGCCUUCUGUUCGAGAGCGGACUGGCGGUGCUGGAGCCGCGGCCGCGCGCGGGGAGCGGCGGCGAGGUGCAUUACGGCGGUAUCUUUGAGGUGUUGAGUGGGAAGGCGUAG
Dothidotthia symphoricarpi CBS 119687 is the source of this 348-nucleotide messenger RNA. RefSeq lists its product as uncharacterized. The record is from RefSeq and is a predicted model, not a curated record. Bases 1 to 348 code for a protein of 115 amino acids. Lineage: Eukaryota; Fungi; Ascomycota; Dothideomycetes; Pleosporales; Dothidotthiaceae. The transcript has a single exon.